GGUGUUUGGCAAGUUAAUCUAUUUACAUGUUAGUGAAUUGCGAAAAAUGAUUUUUUAUACGUUUUUAUUAUUUAUUACUACAUUAAACCUUUGCAAAUGUGAUCAAUUUGAUCUAAAAGUAUUAACUGUAACUGGGAAGUAUACUGAUGAAACUGAGUAUACUGUAAAUGCUACAUCAGAGUUAGUGAUACUGUUUCCACCAGUUAGUACAACAAAUCCAUUUAGAAUAAUAACGAGCUCCCUAGGAGCCAAAAAGGUGGCUCCGGUCUUGGUAGUCGUUAGACAAGCAAAACAAGUCUCGUCAUGGCAACUUCCAACUUUAGUGCAAAGUACCAUGAGGCAUUCGGAACUUUCCUUCUACACCGCUUCGAAAAUUAUGUGCCAUGACGAUAUGGCUUCUAUAGUCAAUCCAUCAGAUUUUAGACCAGGGCCUCUAAAAACCAGCCAGAGUUUCAUAGUGGCGUUAUCAACUUCAUCAAGUAGAAACGUCGGGGUUGUUUUAAAGGUAGCAGAAGAAAAAAACUUCUAUGUGGAACUCAACAAAACGUAUUCAUUGGAUGUAUCGCCCAGCGAACCAAAAUACGUUUAUUUCAGUUCGAAAAACAGUUCCACUGACACAGUGAUCAUUAAAAUUGACUCUCCAGAUAAUAUAUGCCUGACUGUAUCAGUACAAAAUAGUACAUGUCCAGUUUUGGAUUCCAAUAAGGAUAUAACGUAUGAGGGUUUUUUUGAAACCGUUACCACUCAAGGAGCCAUCACUAUAAAUAAAAAAGCCUUUAAAUAUGGAUUCUUUUUGGUAUUUGUGGCCAAACCAGACAACUAUGACUGUGGACAAAAAAAAUCGAUAAUUCCAGUUCCAGGAAAAACAUUUAAAAUCGCCUUUUCCAAUAGAACGUCCGUCGUAACUUUCUCCAUAAACGAUAACAUGAACUACAAGGAUUAUUUGAUUGUUUCGAGCCUGACUUUGCUGAUUUUUAUUUUGAUGGGCAUCGUCCUGUUUAUAAUGACUGGUGUAUUUUUCAAAUGGGGCGCUUUGUCGAAAAUCAAUUUGAAUACUAUCGAUGAUCAACUAAUGGAUUCAAACCCUAUGUCUAUGGUUCAAGUUAAUAAGUUAUUAGGUGAUAGAGAUGUUAGACUUACGAACUUGGCAAUGAAUCCACUUAAGGAUACGAAGAAAUCCUUUAAUUAUCUAUGGCAUAUUUGUAGCAUAGCCUUAUUCUAUAGUAUUCCAGUGGUACAACUUGUUGUAACCUAUCAAAGGGUAGUAAAUCAAACUGGAAACCAAGAUUUAUGUUACUAUAAUUUUAUGUGUGCUCACCCACUUUCUGGAAUAAGCGAUUUGAACCACAUUUUUUCAAACGUUGGAUAUGUACUAACGGGACUGAUGUUUAUUUUUAUAACUCUCCAUAGACAAGCCAGGGUACCUUUAAGAUUUGAAAUUGGAAUACCUGUGCAUUAUGGACUAUAUUAUGCCAUGGGUGUAGCCUUAAUUAUAGAAGGUUUGCUUUCGGCGUCCUACCAUGUUUGUCCGACACAAUCAAACUAUCAAUUUGAUACUAGUUUUAUGUAUGUUAUGGCAGUUCUUUGUAUGGUGAAAUUAUAUCACAACCGCCAUCCUGAUAUUAAUGCCUCCGCCUAUGCUACCUUUUCUUUGCUAGGCCUUGCCAUAUUCUUCGCUAUGGUUGGAAUUUUAAAUGGGACACUCACCAUAUGGAUUAUUUUCGUUAUAACAUAUGGAUGUAUUUGUCUCUAUCUAUCAUUCAAAGUUUACUUUUUCUCCUACAUUUUGGAGGGUGUAAAAAAAUUCAGAACUGAUAUUACCGAACUGGGUUAUACAGUUGAUACAUUAAUACCAAUCAAAAGGGGAUUAUUUAUUUUGCUAUUUAUUGUCAACGUGGUAAACUUCGGGAUGUUGAUCAGUGGAAUUUUGCUCUACAAUUCGCCAUCUUUGGAUUUUGGAACUUUUCUGCUGGGCUUGUUGAUGGCCAAUUCUAUUUUACACUGCUUCUUUUACACUGCCAUGAAGAUAAUUCACAAGGAACGUAUUUGUCUUGAAGCAACAAUCUACGGAGUACUAGCAAUAGCGUUUUGGUGUAGUGCUUCGAUAUACUUCUUUGACGCUGCCACCUUGUGGACUGUCACUCCAGCAGAGUCUCGAGUCAAAAAUCAGGAGUGCAUAGUAGCAGAUUUCUAUGACAGGCAUGAUGUCUGGCAUUUACUCAGCGCUCCAGCUCUAUUUUUUACCUUCAUGCUUUUGCAAUGCCUUGAUGACGAUCUUAUUAAUGUCCAUCAUAGAGAAAUUGAAGUUUUUUAAACUUUAAAAAUAUUAAACAAGUAUUAGAAAUAUUUCCCAACACCAAAACAAAUCACAAAGUGCUUAAAGUACUUUUCGUCAACGAUGUUAGCCUCGUCAGAACCAUAUUUAUACUAAUUAUAAGCUAAGGCAACACUCGAUUUCUCUGUCCUACCAAAUCUAGCAUGGGCCAAGUGGCUUUAAAUUCUUAUUAUUUAUAUAUUAUACUCUCUUAAAAUGAAUAAGUCAAAAAUAACUAAUAAUUAUUAUAAGUCAUAUUUGACUAAUUGUCAUAGCGUAAAAGCAGUCACUAAUAAUUAGUCAAAUUCUACUGAAUGAAAUAAACUGC
Messenger RNA from Brassicogethes aeneus, 2642 nucleotides. The record is from the annotation of a GenBank genome assembly. NCBI's taxonomy places the organism in Eukaryota, Metazoa, Arthropoda, Insecta, Coleoptera, Nitidulidae.